This is a messenger RNA of Penicillium griseofulvum, 1209 nucleotides long. RefSeq names its product Plant methyltransferase dimerization. The record is from RefSeq and is a predicted model, not a curated record. Bases 1 to 1209 code for a protein of 402 amino acids. NCBI's taxonomy places the organism in Eukaryota, Fungi, Ascomycota, Eurotiomycetes, Eurotiales, Aspergillaceae. The transcript is spliced from 5 exons. Gene Ontology annotation, molecular function: O-methyltransferase activity.
AUGGAUAUCCGACAUCUUCAAAGUAUCUUGGCAGAAGCCAAGGCUGCUCUAGAUUCAUAUGGAUCUAAUCAAUCCGACAGCUUUCGAGUUGAAGCACAGGAAAAGGCCGUGCAACUGGCGCGUGCAUUGGAACGACCCAAGGAUGCAAUCCUCAAGUUAUCCUUUUCCCCGAUCAUUCUCAUGGCCGUCAAGACGGCCCAUGAUAUGAAUGUAUUCCCCGUGCUAGCUCAGGCUACGGCCCCAGUGCCUCUGGCCGAACUGGCCGCAGCAAAGCCGGCAGACCCUCUUCUAGUCGAGCGCAUCAUGCGAGUUCUAGUCGCCAACGGCUUCGUAGAAGAGCCAGCUCCCAGCGAAUAUCUCCCCACCGCGCUCUCCCGUGAAAUGACCCAGCGCACAUCAAUCGGAGUCGUGGGAUCACUGUUCCAUGAAUUCCUGCCCUCAGUGCAGAAGGUCCCCGAAUAUCUCCACUCUACCAAUUAUCGCAACCCAGAUGAUCCAAUGUUCGCCCCUCUACAAUACACGCACGAUCUGCAGAUCGACGGAUUCACAUGGCUGUGCAAGAACCCAGAAGCUUUGACUCGGUUCAAUAGCUUCAUGGAAGGACAGCGGGCUGACCGUCCACACUGGGCGGACUGGUUCCCUGUUCGUGAACAACUUCUUGAUCACCCGGACAUAAGUGCCGACACACCACUUUUGGUAGACCUUGGGGCUGGUCGUGGCCCUGAUCUAAUUGGAUUUAGGAAGAGAUUCCCGGAUGCACCAGGUAGACUGGUAUUGGAGGAUCUUUCAUCUGUGAUUGAUGAAGUGCGUGGGGCACAGGAUCUAGAGGCGGCUUCUAUUGAUACUGUUGCACAUGAUUUCUUUGCAGAGGUCCAGCCUGUUCAAGGGGCAAGGGCGUACUAUUUCAAGAACGUGUUGCAUGACUGGUCUGAUGAGAAAGCGACCAUUAUCUUUAACAACCUAAAGCCGGCUAUGAAGCGAGGGUUCUCCAGGGUUAUUAUGGAGGAGUAUAUUCUUCCUGAUCAGAAUGCUCGAUCGCUUCCUUGUAUGACAGAUAUCGCGGUGAUGGUUUUCUGCUCGGGAUUGGAGAGAACUCGUCAGCGUUGGAGUAAUCUCCUUACAUCUGUUGGUUUGCGAGUCAUCAAAUUUUGGGUGCGUGAGGGUGAUGGGUUGGGAAUUAUUGAGGCCGAAUUGGCAGAGAGUUCCUAA